Dalotia coriaria is the source of this 405-nucleotide messenger RNA. RefSeq names its product DNA-binding protein SMUBP-2. NCBI's taxonomy places the organism in Eukaryota, Metazoa, Arthropoda, Insecta, Coleoptera, Staphylinidae. Gene Ontology annotation, molecular function: zinc ion binding. The record is from RefSeq and is a predicted model, not a curated record. The transcript has a single exon. The coding region runs from base 1 to 405 and encodes 134 amino acids.
AUGUCUACGAUAACAAAAACAGUGCCAACAGAAGACAAACUAAAGAACAAAGCAAAAGAGCUGAAUAAAGCAGUCUCGGGAAGCAGCGAUUUGGACACGGUCUUGAACAACAUCAAAAAAGUCGAUAACACAUGUGCAUUUGCUAAAUGCAAGUCAAAGACAGCUGACUUUGCAAUCACCUGCAAAUUUUGCAAUAGGAGAUUUUGCACCUCACACGGCUUGCCGGAAAUUCACGGCUGUGGCGAGGCAGUGCGCCGUGAAGAACGCCGGAAAUUCGUACAUCCUGAUAUCAAGUUUAAUCAGGAGAAGCAUGAAAAGGCAUCAACAAAAUUAAGUAUGAAACUGAAACAAAUGCAACUUGAGAGGAAGGCUAAACCUGGUGGUAGUAGUAAUAAGAAGAAAUAA